Aspergillus ruber CBS 135680 is the source of this 2482-nucleotide messenger RNA. Its product is annotated as Zn(II)2Cys6 transcription factor. Gene Ontology annotation, molecular function: zinc ion binding; transcription cis-regulatory region binding; DNA-binding transcription factor activity, RNA polymerase II-specific. The record is from RefSeq and is a predicted model, not a curated record. Gene Ontology annotation, cellular component: nucleus. Gene Ontology annotation, biological process: positive regulation of transcription by RNA polymerase II. The transcript is spliced from 5 exons. Bases 309 to 2321 code for a protein of 670 amino acids. Lineage: Eukaryota; Fungi; Ascomycota; Eurotiomycetes; Eurotiales; Aspergillaceae.
AAGAAACCAUACAUUCGUUUCAUAAGUUAUCUGAGGUAAUUUGCGACUGCGCGACCUUCCGGAAACCAUUGCGAUCUGGAACGACCCCUCGUUGCUCGACGAUUCUCGCACGCCUUGAUACUACGAGUCAUUAUCAGAUUUCGGAGACAUUUAACGACUGCUAAAGGUGAUGAUGGACGGUGGCUAAUGAACUGGGGUGCUGGUUAAUGGAUUCAGUUGCGGGGUCUUCUUGCAGCAUUAUUUGUUCGAGUUCUGCAACGGGCAAUCGCCGGGCAAAUAAUAUCUGCGUGACCUCUACACGCUUUGAUAUGACUCGUGCCACUCGCAGUCAUGCAUCUCUACAACCAGACCUGGGAACACCCAUGACCUUGGCCUCCGAACCGAGCGACAGCGGACCUACUCCAAACGACGAUGGUCAAGCCUCGACACCGACAAGCUCGACAAUCAGUACACCGCGCGCGACGAUGUCAAAAGUCGGUAAAAAGAAAAGCGGCAGAGGUAUUCCAAAAUCGAAAAGGGUCCGAACCGGAUGCUUGACCUGUCGCGAGCGCCAUCUUAAAUGCGACGAGGCAUUGGGCAAGUGCCAGAAUUGCCGGAAGUCGAACAGAAUAUGCAGGCGCGGGAUUCGUCUAAAUUUUAUAGAUACACAGACGGUUGCGCCUCCAUAUUACGCGAUUCGGAAGGCGGGUACGCGAUUGACAUUUCGGGAUGAGUCGAGGCAUAUUGCGUCGGAGUAUAUGGGAGGUUUUGAGAGAUAUCCCUCCCCGGAACCAGAUCUGCCGUUGGAGAAACAAGUUCCUGUGGAGUUUGGGUUGUCGGGUACUCUGAAUCCGCCUUUGCAGAGUACUCGUUCCUUCGUCUCGCCAUUGGAGCCUUCGCAGUUGGAAACGAUUGAUGCUAUGCUCAAUGGCUCUCCUCAGGCGUUAUUCUCCGUCUUUCCUGAACAGGAAGUGUCACUCAUUUCCUCGACGAGGCAGAUGAUACUCAAUCCAGAUUCUAGACCUCUCAAUCAUCAAGAGGAGAUUCAGCUUGUACGGACAUUUACAGAAGAGAUUGGGCCGUGGUUGGACUCUAUGGAUGCGUCAAAAUACUUUACGCAUAUUCUGCCGUUACGUGUUCUAGAUGAGCCCAUGCUUCUGAAGGCCGUCAUGGCAUGCGGAGCACAUCUUCACCCCAUGAGUUCCCUGAAUGGCGAAGACAGAGCUUCAUACUUCUAUUUUGCGGCUACCCAAGACCUCCUCAGUCAUUUGCAAAAUCCAGAUCGUGACUCGACUCUCUGUGCCAUGACUGCCACUGUUUUAGGAAUGUACGAAGUAUUGUCCUCAAGAGUUGUCCACGGCCUAAACCAUGUCGCUGGUGCCAGGGCUCUGAUCAGAGAAUGUCAUUGGGACGCAAGAUCACCUGGACUUGGAGGAGCAUGUUUCUGGCUUAGCAUGAUGAUAGAACUAUUGGCCUGUCUACGUUUCAACUUGUCUCUGGCCUGGGAUCCCGACACAUGGGACAUAGACAUGAAUAUGGGUGAAACAAGACCCCAUGCUACUGGUGGCGCAGAAAUGUGGACUCAUCGUAUUGUCUAUAUAUGCGCGAAGUCUGUCAAUCUCCGGUCAUCUGGCUCUCAGUUCCAGGAUGUGAACCAUGGAGUUACCGAAAUGAGGUUUCACGAAUGGGAUUUAUACAAUAAGUGGUGUGAUCAAUGGGAAAAGGCUGUACCGCGGUCUAUGAUGCCUCUUGGGCAUCUCGAUCCAUUGCAGGGUAUUCCUAAAUCAGCGUUUCCAGAGAUCUGGCUGCUUAACCAGACGGCUAUUCUCGCACGGCUAUUCUAUCUUACUGCACGGCUUUUGCUGUGUAAGAUGCACCCAUUCGAAUCGUAUAGUCCGGAGAUGCGCAAUGUACAGCAAAGCCAUGCGCAUGAGAUCUGUGGUAUCAUUGCGCAUAUCAAUGAUCGCGGUAUUUCUAGUCUAUCGAUCCGAUUCCUCGCCUUUGCUGCUGAAUGCCUCACCACAAGAGAAGCUCAGGAAGAAGCACUACAGAUCCUCGACCGUCUACUCAACGAAACCGGUUGGCAAUCCGAUACAAUUAAACAGGAGCUUCAGGAGGCAUGGGCCUGGACCAGUCAGCUACCCACCUCUACUGACCCCGCUUCACUGAUGAACGAGCAUCAUACCAUGCUGGAUUCGGCCAUGUCUAAAAUGCCGCCCGGAGUGAUCAACCCUACCAUGAUGACUGCGGACUUCUCCAUGGAGAAUCACCCGUAUCGGGACUUUUAUAUUCCUCCACACUCGCAGCAUUUUACCGACGAGUUUCAGUUUGGGACCUUUUAGACAUCGUAUAUAGGGCAUAUAUGGGGCGUUAUGUUUGCGAUUGUUAUUAUAUGAUACCAUUAUCUCAUCUGUCUUUCCUUGGAGGGAGAGAUUUCUAGAUUUAAAAAUAAAUAUUUUUCAUUUCUGGAUCGGCACUGUGCACAUCGACAGAUGCCCAGGGG